Molecule: messenger RNA, 673 nt
Organism: Protopolystoma xenopodis
Lineage: Eukaryota; Metazoa; Platyhelminthes; Monogenea; Polystomatidea; Polystomatidae
Source: the annotation of a GenBank genome assembly
UUUUAAGUGCCUGCAACCGGCCAGGCGUCUGUCCGAGUCUGCGAUCCCACAAAGCCCGCGCUCAUUCUCGCCGUUUUUGAUUUUCUUCUCUUCUUCUCCUCCUCCUCCUCCUCCCUCCGCCUCAGACCGAGGCCUCCUUGUCGACGCCAGUCGGCCCGGCCGACUGCGCUACUCCAGCCCCGUCGGCCCUCCCACCGACCGGUCCGGCCUGCGUCGUCCCAACGCCCGUUUCCCCGACUACACCGUCGUCCCGGCCGCCUGCGCCCCCGUCGGCCCAGCUCACACGCGACACUCGAGCGGCGGUGCCGCCGGACUCGGCGUCGCCGCAGCUCGAGGCCGCCGCGCCAGCCUCGACCUCACCGAACCCCGCCAGCCCCACACUCAGCCGGUUCCACACCACCACCCCCACCACCAAUACCCGCCCCCACCACACCCAACACACCCAACACACCCAGCACACUCGACACACGCGCAACACACGUUCUACUCGCAACAGAGGCCUCGAACCGGCGCCACAGCCACCUCCGGUUUCCAGCACCAACACCAACACCAACAUCAACAUCAGCAUCAGCACCAGCAUCAAUACCAGCAACAUCCUUCAGACUGUUCGACGCUGCAGCCGACAGCGCCGUGCGCCGGCUCGAGUCGCGCCACCAGUUCGAGACCGGCCCUG